Cydia splendana is the source of this 3173-nucleotide messenger RNA. RefSeq names its product protein THEM6. The record is from RefSeq and is a predicted model, not a curated record. The transcript has 6 exons. NCBI's taxonomy places the organism in Eukaryota, Metazoa, Arthropoda, Insecta, Lepidoptera, Tortricidae. The coding region runs from base 167 to 865 and encodes 232 amino acids.
CGCGAAACGUGAAAAUAUUUGAGUUGACAUCUCACUUUAUACCUAUUCCAGCGCAAAAUAACGAAAAUAAAUCACAAUUGAAGAGAAUCGUUAUCGGCAAGACGUGUUUUUUGUGUGUUACUUAGUUUACAAGACAAUGUACUCUUUGUGAGCCGGUUCUGCGAGAAUGUGGCCGCUAUGCAUCCCGGCGUGGGGCGCGGCGGUGGCGGCGGGCGCGCUGGUGAUAUACGGCACCAUCGACGUUGCGUAUUUCGCGCGCAUGCUGUUUACAGUCACGCGCGCUAGGUACUUCCGCAAAAAGGCGUGCCUGUUGGAAACUACGGAAGUCGGCUCCUGGGUUCUCCUCUCCGACGUGGACACUCUCCUCUACCACAUGAACAACGCGCGCUACCUUCGCGAACUAGACUUCGCUCGAGCAGACUUCUACGAGAGAACUGGACUGUAUUCCAAUAUUAAAGCGGCUGGCGGGGCCGUCGUGCAGGCGGCUUGCACUAUUCGCUAUAGGAGAUAUCUGAAGCCGUUCACCAAGUUCAUAAUUACGUCUAGAGUAAUCUAUUGGGACAACAAGACCGUCUUCAUGGAGCAUGAGUUCGUCGGCCCCGGCCGCUUCGUGCACGCGGUCGCCGUGUGCCGACAACGCGUGAUAGACACGGCCGCCGCGCCAAUAGCGGAACUUUUGGUUCAGCUGCAUUGUGCGGGGACUUGCAAGCCUCAGCUUGGAAAGAUGCCGCCGGAGUUGGAGCUAUGGGUACAGAGCAACGAGUUAAGUUCUGCUCGCCUGCGGUCAACCGUGGUGCCUGCACCCUUCCUACCAUCAGCCUCACCUCAAAUAGGUUCUGGAGAAUCUAUCACCGCUGCAGAAUGAAGUAACGUUUCCAACGGGGAAAACAAACUGAACCUGAUUCGAGUGGCAUGGGAACGGAUGAGGAUAGCGAGAAUUUACAGUUUAUUAGUUUUGAUGUUUUGUACGUCAGCUCGGCUGUAAAAUGGUCCAAGACCUGAACCGAGGCUCGAAAACCGGGCUUAUAUAAUGCAUAAAGUCAAUGUGGAGAAGAACGGCAUAUAACAUUUUUGGUUGGAAAGACCGUCAUGGGACAAGAACUCUCGUACCUAUUUGUAACGUCAGUGAGAAAGGAAGAGCUUCGCUUUGCUCCUACCUGCCUUCGGUAAGUGAACUAUUGUAUACAAGAGUUCGACCUCACCUGAUAGGCGGUCUUGGCCACAUUGAGCUUAGAUGGAAAUGAAAUGUCAACUGAAUGCUUCUAUUUCUACUUAAAAAGUAGGUAUAAAAACUGCCAAGCUGACAAAUGCUAUGCCUUUGCUAGUCUUUUCGUGUAGAUAUUUGUUAUGUUGAUUUACAUAAAUUUAAUAUUGUUCUACUUAAUAUUUAUUAUAAUUUAUUUUGUAUCCCACGGUGCCUAUUGUAGCUACAUGGUUGGCCAGAGGAACAGGCUAAGAAAAGAAUCUUAACUAAUUCAAUACUUAACUUGCCUAACAUAUGUUUCUUUUCGGGAAUGCCUACAAAGAUGAAAAGGAAAAAAUAGAACACUAACAGAGUCUGUUGGGUGACAAUUCAAUAUUAUGGUACCUAGCUACCAUCGAGCUGAUCUGAUGAUGGACACAGGUGGUGUAGGUGGUCAUAGAAACUGUGUAACAAAACUACUUAGAGAAUAUAACCAAACGGAGUGGUCAUUAACAGGCAUUCCCCUCUGUCGAAAAUAGGCGGCCAAUGGUCAACCAACUGUCAACCACAUGUAUGGACUGACGUUUAUCUGAAAUGGCUAUUUUGACGUUACGUAUACAUUUGAUGUGCCCCUCCCUCGAAUAAAACGGCAGACUAUUUUGUACCGAAAAUUAUAGACAUGGCGUCUCCGUUUGGUUAUAUACAAAACUACGCAACGCAGCCUAAUAAAUGUGUUCAGUUUUGUUAGAACCUCUUGAUUGUAAAGUACAGUCAGUAAAAAAAUUAAAUUUUUGACAAGAAACUUACCAACUCUUGACUACGUCUUAUAACAUUUAAAAGGGCAAGGAAGUGUAGUAAAAUGCCUCUAAACUACAUAUAUUAUAGGCACUGUAAGUUUGACUACUAUCCACUACUACUGAUAGACUUAGGGUCUCCCCUGAUAUAUCGACGCGCAUUCGGCAAAAUCCGAUAGGAAAAAGCUUUAUGUCCACGCAAUAAGAGCGAAAAAGCCGUCGACGCGUCGGCAGGCGCCGGCCGAUGCGAGCCGAGCCGAACGACGACUUUUUCGCUCUUAUUGCGUGGACAUAAAGCUUUUUCCUAUUGGCUUUUGCCGAAUGCGCGUCGAUAUAUCAGGGGAGACCCUUACGCUGGAUACCCUCUGGCCUCCCAUGUGCACCUUUAAUUUUUGAUUUGUACUUACAGUACAACUACACGUGUGUUUUGUUUAUAGAUAGGUUAUUAAAUAAAAUUGUAAUAUCAUCGAUAAAAUCAUGAUAUAAUAUGAAUACGUAAAAUGUUUGUAUGAAGUAUUAUAAUCGAAUGAUCUCUAUUUCUUUAUGGUACUUGUAUUGUAUCAACUGUACGACGGCUAGAAGUAGGAAUUGUUAUUUUCAUUGUAUGUCAUCUCAUCAUAAAAGUAGCAUUCUCAGAUUUUCUGGGAUUUCAUUUUUUCAUUGAUAAAAAAUACACGUUUAUAUUUAUGGUGACGUCACUGCCUUUUAAUAUCUACCGAAAAGUUGAAGUAAUUCGGCAGAUUUGACUUGUUAAUAUUAUUAUUUACUACUUAUUUACCUAUGAGUUAUAUACCUACCUACGUAAUAAGUAUACCUACUUCCGAACCCCUAGUCGUAGAACUAAUUUCAUUUGAUAAUAGCGUGACGUGCGUUCGCGUUAUGUCAUGUCUAUUUUUGUAUGGGAUUUUGAACAGCGCGCCAAGCGGGACGUUUUGGAAACUCAAAAUCCCAUAGAAAAUGACACUUAACGCAAACGCGUACGUCACGUCACGUUAUCGAAUGUUAACUCUAGGGGUACCGUUACCCGAUGUACUAAAAUUUACUUAAGUAGAGUUAGACCAAGAAAAGUCUGCAGCGAUUUUGAUGGCCCACGCAGUGCAAGUGUUAUUUUAAACGUCAAACUCCUAUGAAAUUAUGACGUAUAAAUAACACUUGCACUGCGUGGGCUAUCAAAAUCGCUGCAGACUUUUCUUGGU